Messenger RNA from Theobroma umbraticum, 600 nucleotides. Its product is annotated as zinc finger CCCH domain protein. Lineage: Eukaryota; Viridiplantae; Streptophyta; Magnoliopsida; Malvales; Malvaceae. The record is from RefSeq and is a predicted model, not a curated record.
UAUCACGAGUUUUGGUCUCUGUUCUGGAGGAAAAGGAAACAAAAAAAUGGGAGCAGAAGGAGAACAAAAGCAAGAGAAGGAACAACCAAGGACCAAUCCGAUUACGGAAUCCCAAUUCCUCGCUUGGAAACGCCAUAAGGAUGCAGAUGCAUCAGCUAAGAAAGCUGAGGCAGCUAGGAAACGUGCCGAAGAUAUAGCAGCAGGGACCGUGCAAAUGAAUGGGCGGGAGCUUUUCUUGCAUGAACCUUGGGUGUUUGAUAACUCUCAAUAUUAAGGUUAGUUUCAAGGAAAGACCACGUAAUGCUGAUUCCAACUGGGCCUACUGCCUAGAGUCUCUGCCUCUCAAGUUUCUAGUCAUGGGUCUCCGUUUCUUCAAGAGAAGGAAGAAUUAGUCCUAUGGCAAGAGCAAGAAAAAUGAUUUGUAGGUUUUCUGUCACAACGAUGAUAGUGUAUCUCAAUUCAAUUUAUCCUUUCCCCAUUCUUUAGUGUGCUAACUUUUUUAUACUUAAACCAUUGAGAUCAAUUGAUAUUACCAUGUUGGUUGAUGAAUUCGUUUUGGUACUCUUUUAUCUAUACAGCUUGAUUGCUAUGGUCAUUGUA